AUGGCGUGUGGCAGCGGACGGGUCACCAUCCAGCUGGUGGACGAAGAGUCAGGGCCCGGAACCAGAGGCCCAAAGCCCUUUCGGGGCCAGAGAUUCGAGGCCAUCCGAGCAGCCUGCCUAGAGGAGGGGAUCCUGUUCCGAGAUCCCUACUUCCCUGCUGGCCCUGAUGCCCUUGGCUACGAUGAGCUGGGGCCAGACUCAGAGAAGGCGAAAGGGGUGGAAUGGAAGAGACCCCAUGAGUUUUGCGCUGAGCCCCAGUUCAUCUGUGAGGACAUGAGCCGAACAGACGUGUGUCAGGGGCGCCUAGGUAACUGCUGGUUUCUUGCGGCCGCUGCCUCCCUCACUCUGUAUCCCCGACUCCUGUGCCGGGUGGUCCCCCCUGGACAGGGUUUCCAAGAUAACUAUGCAGGUGUCUUCCAUUUUCAGCUCUGGCAGUUUGGCCGCUGGGUGGACGUCGUGGUGGACGACAGGCUGCCGGUACGUGAAGGGAAGCUGAUGUUCGUGCGCUCGCAUCAGCGGAAUGAGUUCUGGGCCCCGCUGCUGGAGAAGGCCUAUGCCAAGCUCCACGGUUCCUAUGAGGUGAUGCGAGGUGGCCACAUGAAUGAGGCUUUCGUGGACUUCACAGGCGGCGUGGGCGAGGUGCUCUACCUGAGGCAAGACAUCCCAGGGCUCUUCUCUGCUGUGCGCCAUGCCCUGGCCAAGGAGUCCCUCGUGGGAGCCACCGCCCUGAGCGAUCGGGGUGAGUACCGCACAGAAGAUGGGCUGGUCAAGGGACACGCGUACUCCGUCACCGGCACGUACAAGGUGACCCUGGGCUUCACCAAGGUGCGGCUGCUGCGGCUUCGGAACCCAUGGGGCCGUGUGGAGUGGACUGGGGCCUGGAGCGACAGCUGCCCGCGCUGGGACGCGCUCCCGGCAGAGUGGCGCGAGGCCCUGCUGGUGAAAAAGGAGGAUGGCGAGUUCUGGAUGGAGCUGAAGGACUUCCUCCGCCACUUCAACACCGUCCAGAUCUGCUCACUGAGCCCGGAGGUGCUGGGCCCGAGCCCAGCUGGAGGCGGCUGGCAUAUCCACAUCUUCCAAGGCCGCUGGGUGCGCGGUUUCAACUCCGGCGGGAGCCUGCCUGGCACCGAAACCUUCUGGACCAACCCCCAGUUCCGACUGACGCUUCUGGAGCCUGAUGAGGAGGAAGAUGAUAAUGAGGAGGGGCCUUGGGGGGGCUGGGGGGCAGCAGGAGCGUGGGGCCCGGCCAGGGGGGGACGCAUCCCCAAGUGCACUGUCCUUCUGUCACUCAUCCAGCGUAAUCGGCGGCGCCUGAGGGCCCAGGGCCUCACCUACCUCACUGUGGGCUUCCACGUGUUCCAGAUCCCAGAGGAGCUGCUGGGCCUGUGGGACUCCCCGCGCAGCCGCGAGCUCCUGCCGGGCCUGCUGCGCGCCGACCGCUCUCCCUUCUGCGCCCGCCGCGACGUGAGCCGCCGCUGCCGCCUGCGCCCCGGCCACUACUUGGUGGUGCCCAGCGCCGCCCACGCCGGCGACGAGGCCGACUUCACGCUGCGUGUCUUCUCCGAGCGCCGCCACACCGUUGUGGAGAUUGAUGACGUCAUCAGUGCCGACCUGCAGGCCCUCAUGGUCCCGUACGUGCCCCUGGAACUGGGGCUGGAGCAGCUGUUUCAGGAAUUGGCAGGAGAGGAGGAAGCACUCAGCGCCUCUCAGCUCCAGAUCUUAUUAAGUAUUGCCCUGGAGCCUGCCAGGGCCCGCGCCUGGACCUCUGCCCGGACCUCUGCCGAGAUUGGGCUCAGGACCUGUGAGCAGCUGCUGCGCUGUUUCGGGAACGGACAGAGCCUCACCCUGCAUCACUUUCAGCAGCUCUGGGGCCAUCUCCUGGAGUGGCAGGCCACAUUCGACAAGUUCGAUGAGGACGCCUCUGGAACCAUGAACUCCUAUGAGCUGAGGCUGGCACUGAAUGCAGCAGGCUUCCACCUCAACAACCAGCUGACCCAGGCCCUCACAAGCCGCUACCGGGACAGCCGUCUGCGCGUGGACUUCGAGCGCUUCGUGUCCUGUGCGGCCCAGCUCACCUGCAUCUUCCGACACUGCAGCCGGCACCUGGAUGGAGGCGAGGGGGUAGUCUGCCUGACCCGCAGACAGUGGAUGGAGGUGGCCACCUUCUCGUAGGAUCUCCGCACGGACCCCUGUGGCUCGAGGCGAAGCGCUGCCAGGAGCCCGUUCUCCUCGCCCAGCCUGGACUGGGCUUUGUUCCACAGGGCGGGGGUCUGAGCCACACCGACCCCUCCACCUGGCACAUGGGUCUGCU
This is a messenger RNA of Lontra canadensis (Northern American river otter), 2311 nucleotides long. RefSeq names its product calpain 12 (gene CAPN12). Gene Ontology annotation, molecular function: calcium-dependent cysteine-type endopeptidase activity; calcium ion binding. The record is from RefSeq and is a predicted model, not a curated record. Gene Ontology annotation, cellular component: cytoplasm. Bases 1 to 2172 code for a protein of 723 amino acids. Gene Ontology annotation, biological process: proteolysis. The transcript has 21 exons. NCBI's taxonomy places the organism in Eukaryota, Metazoa, Chordata, Mammalia, Carnivora, Mustelidae.